AUGGUAAGAAUCUUCAAGUUUACCAAGGUGUUUGAGCGGCAUCCUGGCAUUUUCUACAUUUCUAAGAAGUGUGACACCCAAACUGUUGUUCUAAGGGAAGCUUAUGACCGCCACAGACUCAUAGAGAAACACCCCCUAACUGAUAUCAGGGAAAGAUAUGCAAGUUUGAUGGAAAAAGGGUUUGUGGAUAGGAGCAGGGGGUUAUACAAGAAAAACAAGUGUGAGGGUCUAGAGGAGGAUCCUUUAGAGAGGAUUUCUGGUGGUGAACUCAGUGGAUUUCAAUAUGAAGGGGAGUCAGAUGAUUAUCGGUUUUCAAAAUUUUCAUCUAUACUGACGGAGAACUUUGAAAGUGGAAGAGAUAUCAAGAAUGUUACAGAAUUUGGAGCAUUAACUUUUCAGGUAAAGUGGUUCUUCUUACAAGCAUUCAACUGGGAGCUUUCCAAUGAAGGUUGUCAGACUUAAGAGGUCCUUUCUUUUGCAAGGGUCCAGACCAUUCUGCUGUUGAGAAAGCAGGACCUCGUCAUUCUCAGGUGGUGGUGAACAAUGCUGCUUGAGUUGUUGUGCCUUCUAUUUCCCAUUACUUUGGAACUGGGCAUGCGAGUGGCAUGAAAAAGCUAAGGCUGAUGGCAAUUUACAGAACUCAAAACUAUUGAAGCUUAUAUGAGUAACAGAAUGGGGAUGAUGACACCCAAGUCGCUCAAUGCAAAAAUGCUAAGGCAUACUUUUCUGGAGCAAAAGAGUAUGAUGCAGUCAAGCAGCUAAGGUAAGACUGAUCAUAAAGAAAAAAACUAUUUUGCAUUACUGAUUUAAAUUGUAGAACUGCAAUGUCAAAAGAGGUUGACCUGAAAUUUUCUGUAUUGGAUAACCGAGAAAAAUUAUUUUGCCUCAUAGCAUACCUUCUCUUACUAUAAGCAAUGUGCUAUUUCUGAGGUUGACUUGGUCUCACCUAUCAAACCAGUGUUAUUUUUAGGUUGAUUUUCUAGAUUAAUUGUGUAAUAGCAACCCAACAUAGCUCAAUUAAGCUCAUGUUAUUUGAAUUUGAAUUGAUGAUUGUUUGAAAGUAAUGAUCAGU
Ilex paraguariensis (yerba mate) is the source of this 1072-nucleotide messenger RNA. The record is from the annotation of a GenBank genome assembly. Lineage: Eukaryota; Viridiplantae; Streptophyta; Magnoliopsida; Aquifoliales; Aquifoliaceae.